Molecule: messenger RNA, 3171 nt
Organism: Heterocephalus glaber (naked mole-rat)
Lineage: Eukaryota; Metazoa; Chordata; Mammalia; Rodentia; Bathyergidae
Source: RefSeq, a predicted model, not a curated record
AGCCGCAGACCCUCGACUAUCGCGAUAGACGAGUGAGAUCGAUGCUGGCCCUUUAACAGCCCCUUCCCCGGGGCCUGCCCAGCGCGUGCGCACUGCGGUUCUGCGCUUGUCAUCAUGGCGACGCGGGGCCAUGUGCAGGACCCUAACGACAGGCGCCUCCGGCCCAUUUACGAUUAUCUUGAUAAUGGUAAUAAUAAAAUGGCAAUUCAGCAAGCAGAUAAAUUAUUGAAGAAGCAUAAGGAUCUUCAUUGUGCUAAGGUUUUAAAGGCAAUUGGUUUACAGAGAACUGGAAAGCAAGAAGAAGCCUUUACUUUAGCACAGGAGGUGGCGGCCCUGGAACCCACAGAUGACAAUUCACUGCAGGCGCUCACUAUUCUCUACCGGGAGAUGCAUCGGCCGGAAUUAGUUACGAAACUUUAUGAAGCGGCUGUGAAGAAAGUUCCCAACAGUGAGGAGUAUCACUCUCACCUCUUCAUGGCCUAUGCCAGAGUGGGUGAAUACAAGAAAAUGCAACAGGCUGGCAUGGCUCUGUAUAAGAUUGUCCCCAAAAAUCCUUACUAUUUUUGGUCUGUGAUGAGCUUAAUUAUGCAAUCAAUAUCAGCACAGGAUGAAAACCUCUCAAAAACAAUGUUUCUGCCUCUUGCUGAGAGAAUGGUCGAAAAAAUGGUGAAAGAGGACAAGAUAGAAGCUGAGGCCGAAGUUGAACUUUAUUAUAUGAUCCUGGAACGAUUGGGAAAGUACCAGGAGGCCUUGGAUGUCAUUAGAGGGAAAUUAGGAGAAAAGCUGACAAGUGAGAUUCAGAGUCGGGAAAAUAAAUGCAUGGCUAUGUACAAGAAGCUAAGCAGGUGGCCGGAAUGCAAUGCCCUUUCUCGGCGCCUCUUACUGAAAAAGAGAAGGAUAAUAAAGGCAAUAAAAUACCUUUUUCAUGUGUUUAUACCCAGCUCUUUAGAAGGAGAAGUACAUUAUUCUGCAGAAGAAGCUGUGAAGUUUAUAGAGGAUCAGAUAACAGAAGAAUCUAAAAGUUCUCGCCAUCUCAGGGGACCACAUCUAGCUAAACUGGAGCUGAUUAGGCGUUUACGAAGUCAAGGUUGUAAUGAUGAGUUCAAACUAGGUGACCCAGAAGAAUUAAUGUUCCAGUAUUUUAAAAAGUUUGGGGAUAAACCAUGUUGUUUUACAGACCUGAAGGUGUUUGUUGACCUCUUGCCUGCUACACAGUGUACAAAAUUCAUUAAUCAGUUACUUGGAGUUGUUCCUUUGUCGACACCAACAGAAGAUAAGCUGGCACUGCCUGCUGAUAUCCGAGCUCUGCAGCAACAUUUGUGUGUGGUACAGCUGACGAGGUUACUUGGCUUGUACCACAUCAUGGAUAAAGAUCAAAAAUUGAGUGUUGUCAGAGAAUUGAUGUUAAGGUACCAGCAUGGCCUGGAAUUUGGGAAAUCCUGUUUGAAAACAGAAUUGCAGUUUUCUGACUAUUAUUGUCUCCUUGCUGUCCAUGUGCUUAUUGAUAUAUGGAGAGAAACAGGUGAUGAGACUGCUGUGUGGCAGACCCUGACCCUGCUGGAAGAAGGAUUAACCCAUAGCCCUUCCAAUGCUCAAUUCAAAUUGCUGCUUGUUCGAAUCUACUGUAUGCUGGGUGCAUUUGAACCAGUGGUGGAUCUCUACUCCAGCCUUGAUGCUAAACAUAUCCAGCAUGACACCAUUGGUUAUCUUUUGACCCGAUACGCCGAAUCUCUAGGUCAGUAUGCUGCUGCAUCCCAAUCCUGUAACUUCGCACUCAGGUUUUUCCACUCCAACCAGAAAGAUACCUCAGAAUAUAUUAUUCAAGCUUACAAAUAUGGUGCGUUUGAGAAGAUCCCAGAGUUUAUCGCUUUUAGGAACAGGCUGAAUAAUUCUCUUCAUUUUGCACAAGUUCGUACUGAACGGAUGCUGUUAGAUCUUCUACUUGAAGCAAAUAUAUCAACCAGUUUAGCAGAAAGUAUAAAGUCAAUGAAUCUUAGGCCAGAAGAGGAUGACAUUCCAUGGGAAGAUUUGAGAGAUAACAGAGAUUUAAAUGUUUUCUUCAGCUGGGAUCCACAAGACCGGGAUGUUUCUGAAGAGCAUAAGAAACUUUCCUUGGAGGAGGAGACCAUGUGGUUAAGAAUACGUUCCUUAACAUUGAGGCUGAUCAGUGGACUUCCAAGUCUUAACCACCCUGUGGAGCCAAAGAACUCAGAGAAGACUGCUGAGAAUGGUGUCUCCUCCCGGAUUGAUACUCUGCGUUUGCUCCUUCAACAGCUAGAGGUGGCUGUGGAAACAGGAAAGCGAUUUAUUGAGAAAAAAAUUCAGUAUCCUUUCCUUGGUCCUGUACCUACCAGAAUGGGUGGAUUCAUUAAUUCUGGCUGUUCUCGAUGCCAGAUAAGUUCCUUUUAUCUUGUUAAUGAUAUUUAUGAGCUGGAUACCAAUGGUUUAGAGGAUACAAUGGAGAUACAGGAGCGAAUAGAGAAUAGCCUUAAGUCUUUAUUAGAACAGUUAAAAGAUGUCUUCAGUAAAUGUACAGGUGACCUCUUAGAAGUAAAAGAUGGUAAUUUGAAAACACACCCUGUUCUUUUAGAAAAUCUAGUCUUCUUUGUUGAGACCAUUUCCAUUAUCCUUUGGGUAUCUAGUUACUGUGAGAGCAUCCUGCGACCAUACAAAUUAAAUUUACAGAAAAAGAAAAAGAAGAAAAAAGAAACCAGCAUCAUCACGCCACCUGUCUUCACCAGUUUCCAAGACUAUGUGUCUGGACUUCAGACUUUAAUUUCCAACGUUGUGGAUCAUAUUAAAGGGCUUGAAACACAUCUAAUUGCACUUAAGCUUGAAGAACUUAUUUUAGAAGACACUUCUUUCUCUCUGGAAGAGAGAAAAUUUUCAAAGACUGUGCAAGAGAAGGUGCAGGGCAGUUAUCUGCACUCACUUCUGGAAAUGGGGGAGCUGCUGAAAAGAAGGCUCGAGACCACAAAGAAACUAAAAAUUUAACGACAUAUAAAGCAUAAGCACUGAUGACUCUACAGCAGAAAAUGACAGUACCAUCUUCCCAGACAAAAGCAACAUCUGGUUGACCAUCAUUUUAAUCCAGAACUUCCUCAUAAAAUGCAUGAAGGACUUUGAUCGUGAAUUAAUUUUUUAGGUAUUAAAUAUAUACAACUGAUUAAA